Morchella importuna is the source of this 1233-nucleotide messenger RNA. RefSeq lists its product as uncharacterized. The transcript has a single exon. Bases 1 to 1233 code for a protein of 410 amino acids. NCBI's taxonomy places the organism in Eukaryota, Fungi, Ascomycota, Pezizomycetes, Pezizales, Morchellaceae. The record is from RefSeq and is a predicted model, not a curated record. Gene Ontology annotation, molecular function: zinc ion binding; nucleic acid binding.
AUGGCGACACAUCUCCCUAUUGAUUAUCAACAGCUAAGCAAUGCUCUUCAGACCUUCUUUCAAGAACAUCCAGAGGUGGAUGGCAAUGUUGGAAUUGAAGCUUAUGCCCUUCUUCAACGGGCACAACACGGUUUUACUCAGUAUGCAACGGACUUACAGGAGGUAGAGAGGGAGGCUGGAAAUGCAAGGGAGAUGUUUGAGCGAGACCUAGCCGCUGCCAGGGGCCACCGAGUUGCUAUUGAAGUGGUUGCCCCUGAUGAAGAACCAAUUGGUGGUGAUGAUGCCCCACCCGCGCCUCCAAUACCACCCGUUGUGGCUACUACCCAGCGGUCGGAAAAGCUCCCAGAUCCUGAGGUGUUUAGGGGAGAUCGCGAUCGAGAAAGAUUACACCUAUUCAAACAACAGAUGAGGAUCAAACUAUUAGGAAAUGCCGACCACUUUCCCACAAUACAGUCCAAGUUAUCCUACGCAUUCAGUCGAUUGGAGGGUGUUGCCGCUAAUCAGUUCUUACAAUAUGUCGGAGAAGAAGGCAUCGCUUUGCCUUCCAUGUUGCGGUUUUAUGAAAUCUUAGAUACUGCGUUCGGGGAUCCUGAUCGAAUGCGCAUGGCUAGGAGAAACCUUAGGAACAUCCGCCAACGGAAUCGAACCUUUGCUGAUUAUUUUGCCAAAUUUCAACGUUAUGCUGCCGAGUCAGGGAUGGAUGAAGUCUCUCGGAUUGAGGCUUUGAUGGAGGGUAUUAAUGUAGAACUCGACGAAUCAAUGAUACACCAUGAGACCCCUGCGACGGUAGACCCAUGUGAGACGCUCUUGCAACGGUUGGAUAAUCGCCGUCGGGCGGCAGAAGCUAAGCGAGGAAGUAAAAAGCCUUGGAAUACUACUGCUGCUCCGACCCUACGUCCCCCACCAAUGAAUCCUGCCCCGGCUCCCCGUGUUGUUGCCCCGACAGCCAAUGUACCUGCUCUUGAAAACCAUCCCUCGUUCCGCCCGGGAGGUGAUGUACCGACGGAUCUGUCCGGGGGACGUCGUCGCCCCACCCCUACCGAAAGAAAUGCCCGCUUAGCUGAGGGCCGAUGUUUCUAUUGUGGAGGAGUCGGCCACAUGGUUAGAGAUUGCCCUCAAGCAAGGGCAACUGGAAACCAACCAAGGAGACCGGUGAUGAGAGGAGCGGCAUUGAGAGUAGAGGAAAAUGAUGGAAGUGAUAACGAGUCGGCAAAAGAUUUGUCCCUGCACUAA